AUGGCGUCACAGGCCACCGAUGCUCGCAAGAGGUCAAUCAACCACCUCUCAGCCACUGACGACGGGCCGCGGAAACGACUCCAGUCCAGCAGCAGCCCGGCCACCGGCAGGGCUGGAGACGGCGGCGACGAAGAUGACGGCGAGGACGAGUCCGAAAACCUAUGGCCAAACUACAAGGAGCUCGAGGCGUAUCGCAAGGAGGCCAUCUAUCGGCAGCUGCUCGAUAGCCGGCGGAAGCUGUCGCGAUCCAAUCGCCGCCUAAAGGCUGCCGAGGGCGAUGUAGACCGGGCACAACGCUCGUCCUCUCAUCUGCGGCUCUUCUGGGACCAGCUUGUGGAGCGCGUCGUCUCCCGGAUACCGCCAGAACACCGUCAGCGGCUCGUUCCGAUCGACCCCGAGCUCUCCGCCGACGCCCUCCAACAGCUGCUAGAGGGCCAGCUCGACGCCAUCGCCUCGUUUGUCUCUUCCGGACCAGGCGGGUCAGCGGCUGCUGCUGCUGCGCCCGACGUCGCACAGCUGCAAAGGCGCUGCGACGAGCUGGCCGAGCAGUCGGCCGCCUACAAGCGCGACCUCUUCCUCUCCCAGUCGAAGCUCGAGCGCAGCGAAAAGGCGCUCCGCGAGAGCACCUCGAAGCUCUCGAGGCUAGAAAAGGAGUUUGUCAGAUCGCAGAGCGAAGUGGUCCGCGUCAUAGAGGGGCGCAAGUCUCCGAGCGCACAGCCAGACGCCCCAAAGGCCGCCGGGUCGACACCGACGCCCGCGUCCGCGCCAGCGCCAGCGCCAGCGAGUGGCUCGACCGUGGUGGUCAAGCAAGAAGCGGAUAGCCCAGCAGCACCCUCGCACCCGCCCGCCGACGCGCAGGCCAUCGUCGAGCUCCGCGACCAGCUGUCCCAAGCUCAGGAUAGCCUCGUCGUCGCCGAGCGGGAGAGCGACGCCCGCUUCGCCGAGAUCCAGGGCCUCAACGAGGAGAUCAAGGAGCUCAAGCUGAGCGUGCACCAGCUCAAGGAGCAGUCUCAAAACAUCCCGGCGGAACGGGUCGAGGCUUCUGCGGUGUGCCAGGAGCUGCGUGCCAAGCUCGCACAGGCGCAGCGCGAGCUCGCAGCGACCGAGGAACGCCUUGUCAGCCUCGAAACCGAGAAUGCCGAGCUGCGCGAGGAGCAAGCCAGCCUCGCCAAGGCCAGCGGGACGGAGCUCAACGAGCGCAUCGCGGCGCUGGAAAAGACGGUCAAGAGCCGCGACUCUGAUGUGACCCGACUGCGGCGGCAGCGCGACGAGCUCAAUGCCGAGCUCACGGAGCGGCGGCAUCGCGAGCAGGUCAAGUUCAACCAGAUCGACGAAAUGAAGGCGCUCGUGGGCGUCAAGGAGGAGCGGCUGGCGGUGCUGACGGGCUACGUCAAGCGGCUGCGGAUCACGAUUGCCGCAUCGCGCGGCGAACAGGCGGCCGUCGAGGCGCUAUCGACCGGGGCGGACGAGGCCGACCAGCUCGACAAGCUCGCCAGCGCCGCCAAGGCCGCCCAGGCCGAGGUCGAACAGCUGCGUCGGAGGCUCGCAGAGUCCGGGCAGGCCGAGACCAACGGCGCCGACAGCGCCGCACCGCCGCAGUCGACCGAGCAGCUCCAGGUCGAGGUCGAGCGGCUCAAGCUCGAGCUGCGCGCUGCCGGCGACUCUUCGACGGCGCUCUACGACGAGAUUGACCGCCUCAGCACGGCCUACAGCGACCUCGAGAAGAAGGUCAGCAACCAGGUGCUGGACCUCAGCAAGAUGGAGAACAAGAUGCUGCGGCUGACGACCGAGAAGUCCAAGGCGGACCAGAAGUUCUUCGGAACGAUGCGGAUCAAAGAGAGCCUCGAGGUCGAGAACCGCGCUGCGCUGCGCAACGUCGAGCGGCAGACGAAGCUGGUCGAGCUGCUGACGGAAAACGAAAAGACGUUUGCGGGGCAGCUGCAGGCGCACGAGCGCGAGGUGACGCUGUUCAAGCGGGCGAUGCAGGAGCACGUCAAGCGCAUCGCGACGCUCGAGGCCGAGCUCGAGGCGUCUCGGGCGCGGCUGGCCGAGGUCGAACGCGUCAAGGCCGAGGCCGAGGGCUCUGCGAAGGAGCUCAUCGACGCGGCGACCGACGAGCGGAACGCAAGGAGGCGGCUCGAGGAGCAGGUGGCACGCCUGGAAAAGGACCUGGAACGAGCACAGAGGAAGGCGGCCCGCGCCGUCGCCGCUGCCGGUUCGAGUGGUGGCGGCGGCAAGGUGGGCCGCAAGGGCAUGGAUCCGGACGAGGAGGCCAAGGAGGCGGCUUUCCAAAUGCUCAUGUGCUCGACGUGCCAGGAGAGCUGGCGGUCGCGGCUGAUUACCAAGUGCUUCCACACCUUCUGUCAGGAAUGCGUCGACUCGCGCAUCCAGACGAGGCAACGCAAGUGCCCGCACUGCGCCAUUCCGUUUGCCGUCAGCGACGUCCAGACGCUCUAUCUGCAAUGA
This is a messenger RNA of Pseudozyma flocculosa PF-1, 2466 nucleotides long. RefSeq lists its product as uncharacterized. Gene Ontology annotation, cellular component: HULC complex; nucleus. NCBI's taxonomy places the organism in Eukaryota, Fungi, Basidiomycota, Ustilaginomycetes, Ustilaginales, Ustilaginaceae. Gene Ontology annotation, molecular function: metal ion binding; ubiquitin protein ligase activity. The transcript is spliced from 7 exons. The record is from RefSeq and is a predicted model, not a curated record. Bases 1 to 2466 code for a protein of 821 amino acids.